Betta splendens (Siamese fighting fish) is the source of this 3344-nucleotide messenger RNA. Its product is annotated as nuclear receptor coactivator 7. The coding region runs from base 474 to 2702 and encodes 742 amino acids. Gene Ontology annotation, biological process: response to oxidative stress; regulation of transcription by RNA polymerase II. Gene Ontology annotation, cellular component: nucleus. The transcript is spliced from 16 exons. The record is from RefSeq and is a predicted model, not a curated record. NCBI's taxonomy places the organism in Eukaryota, Metazoa, Chordata, Actinopteri, Anabantiformes, Osphronemidae.
AUGCUUCUCUGCCGUUGUAGCGGUCUCUAUUUUCUAGUGUUUACUAAAACGCUUGGUUCCUGCAGCCUGCGACGAUGCAUGCGCCCCAGACAUACACAGGAAGCGACAUUAUGCACUGUUAUAUUUUGCGACCACAUGCCAGAGCUCUUGCAAGCCGCAGGAUAAAACUAAGCUGAUGCUGCUGUUAGAUGACGUGCAAAUCGCCAGCCAAAGGACGCGAUCCUUGCAAUGCAACAAUAUGCGAGGGAAAUGCAUAUAUGACAGUUUAAUCAUCAUCAUCAGAUGCACUUAUGGGAAAAAUACACAGUCUGUUUGAAACAUUACUUCCUUAAUGGGAUCAUGUGGCUGUAGGUGCUGUAACUGGGGCAAAGGAUAGGCAUGAAGAAUAAAAGGAGGAGGAAGGAUGCCAGCUGAGCCUCUCAUCCUUCUACAUUUGCCACCACUGCCAGUGUCUACACUAAAAAAAACUAGAAAUGGCUCAGUCUAUGAGGAGACCGGAGAUUUUAGGAGCCAUGGACCGUGAGCCCAAGAGGGACAAGACCAGAACCGGCUACUUUGGCAACGUCAAGAACAGGCUGGGUUCUAAGCUUCCUCCCGGCAUCUCGCAGCCUCCACAGUUUGCCAAGCCACCCUGGGAGACUCAGCCUCAGUCUCGGGGAAUGCAGGAGUCUGCCGCCAGAAGCCAGCAUCAGCACCACCCCGUCCUGGGCCGGCCCCUCAACCACAUCCCCCACAUCAGAAACCCCAAACUGCGGCAGUACUACCUGCAGGGGACUUCAUGGGACAAUGCUGGACUGUCAGGUGACGCCACAGGCAGCACAGGUCUCCCUGGGGACACGGUGUUCAGUGUCUCAUCUCAGUUUAAUGGUACCAGUGCAGCAUCAGCAGAAAGGAGCCACCACGCCUCUUCAAAUGUACCCUCCCCAUCUACGUUUCUCACCCCCAGAGAGGGGAAAAACGCGUCCAGCGGUCGUGGGUCGUCUCGGACGGAGCUGAAUUCAGAGUCUGAUCCUAAAGAGAAGACGCAAGCGGAGGCUGAUCAGGACUCUUUGGAUACGCUCUCUGUUCCACCGCACUCCCCCUCACCGGAGGCCGAGUACGACAAGCUGCUGGACGUGGAGGCGGUCCCUCUGCCUGAUGGACAGCUCUGCUUGCUGGCUCUGCCUCCUGAGUGCUGUGAGGGGGAGGGAGCGGAGGCCAUGCGCUGCCUCAAACUCUUCUGUCGCUUCAUCACUGACAGAAAGGGCGUGGUGUCCGGCAUCCUGCUGGUGACGCCUAAUAAGAUCUUCUUUGACCCAAGUAAGACGCACGUCCUUGUGAAGGAGCACGGCUGUGAGGAGUAUCUCCUGUCCUAUUCUAUCGACAACCUGGCAUCUGUCGCCUUCUUCUCUGACAUCUCACACGUUCACUUCAGCGCCUCCCAGCAGAGGAGAAAGGGGAAGAAGAUGCUGCAGAAAAUGUUCAAGAAGCGAGCCGGCAAACUGCCAAACCUGAAGGAAUCGUCUGUUCCUCCUCAAGUGUCUGCAGUUUCCUCAGAUUUGUCCAACGUGAGCCUGAAUAAAGGCGCCUCUGAACAGGAGGAGGCGGAGAGCGGGGACCUGGCGGAGGCGGAGCUUGAUAACAGCCCUCUGGAGGUGCUGUCGGAGGCGUGCGUCGCCGGUCUGGGAGCCGCCGUCCUGAACAGUGCUGCCACCUUCUGCUUUGGAGGUCAAGAGGCGGAGAACAAGGUGAAGAUGGAGCUUCUGCAGACUGACCGGACCGAGGCCUCUGACGUGAACAGUCACACCACAGCAGCUCAGAAAUUGACAGCAGGCGCUUCUGGGAGCCUGAUGUUUGUGCGGCUGCGGGUUCAGCCGUCGGCAGGAGAGAAAAGAAGUGUGGGAGGUCUUCACCUGGGGCUGCUGAAAACAGCGCCGCAGAGGGAAGCAUGGCUGGCCCUUUCACAAGAAAGCUCCGACAAGUUGUACGCCUACCUCACGCACUGUCGGCCGGACUUGUGUAUAAUUGAGGGAGCGGACGAGGAGGAGGGGGACCACGACGAAGAGGAGUUCAUACUGAUCGACGAUGAAAAGGAGGAGAACGAGGACGACGUGUUCCAGAGGCGCCGGAGCGCAGGAGACGACUGGGAGAUGGUGUUAAUGGAUGAGGGCCGGGAGAAGCCGCCGGUCCCCGACAGGGAUCCUGACGGACUCAAUAAGGUCGUAGAGAACAGCCACAUUUUAGAGGCCUCGCAUGUUAAAGAGUUGCACAGAGAGCUGCCCCCCAGGACGGUGGGCCACACCUGGCAGCUGGCCUACAGCACGUCUCGCCACGGCGCCAGCCUCAAGUCCCUCUACCGGAAAAUGGCCACUACGGAGUCUCCGGUUCUCAUUGUCAUCAAAGACGCACUUGAUGAGAUAUUCGGGGCCUUCCUCUCUCAUCCUCUGAGGCCCAGUGAGACUUUCUAUGGCACUGGAGAAACUUUCCUCUUCAUGUUGCACCCUCGCUUUAAGUGCUUCAGAUGGACUGGAGACAACUCCUUUUUCAUUAAAGGAGACUUGGACUCCUUUGCUAUUGGUGGAGGCAGCGGCCACUUUGGCCUGUGGCUGGAUGAGAAUCUGUACCUGGGUCGCAGCAGCCCCUGCUUGACCUUCAACAACUGCUGCCUCUCGGAAACCGAUGACUUCCGAGUGAUGGACCUGGAGGUGUGGACGUUCUGCUAAGGAGACGGGCUGAUGUUGACUCUCAGCUCGUCACCACUGAUCAGCUUUGUGAAGCUGCCUGCUCAUUUCAUGGUAGCGCCCAUGAAACUACAAACUGAUGAAUUCACCCAUGGUUGACUUUGAACAGCCUGCUUUAACCAGGGACCUGACUCAUUCCUGUGGAUUUGGAUAGAGACCGGACUUCUGCUGUAGUGAGUAGAGCUGAACGGUUAUGAACCUGGAUUCUGAGUCCUCACUUUUGGACUAACACAUCUCAGAGACUGCACUUUGCUCAUAAUGUGAAUCAGUAACUUCACUGUAUGUGGUAAUUUAUUCUGUGAAAUGACACAACCUGCCGUCAGAGGCACUGCUCAUCCUCACUGUCACGUCAGCGUUCAGCUAAUGCUGAUCUUGAAUCAGUCUUCAUAUAGAUUUACUAAUCGCAUGUGGUUUUAAUCUGCUACAGUAGCUAAGGUUCAGCAUCUAAACACACUAAGAACAAUACCUUGAGAGGAACAUCUGAACAUCAUCAGCGGUGUCUGAACCUCAUGACUUCAGAUCAGUAACUCAAUAGCCUCCUCUACCGUGCUGACACUGUACCGUGUUGUAGAUUAGCUAAUAAAAAUCUGCACAAUGUGGAAAUCACAUUUCAAACAAAAUGUA